AUGAGGCUACUGCACGCUCGCACACAACAGCUAUACACCUUCGCCUAUCCGCCUCCAGUGCAGUACGCCAUUUUCUCUCAUACUUGGUCAUCGCCACAUGAUGAUGAAUGGUCAUUUUAUGACUCUGUAGGGCAGGAACAUGACUCCAUUCGACAUGAGAUCAUCUUGAGGGUUUGCAACCUGACGCAGGGCCAUAGCUUGGAAUUUGUCUGGAUAGACAGCGUAUGCAUCGACAAGUCCUCAAGCGCAGACAUUUCGAAAGCCAUCAACUCGCUUCCCAAAUACUUUCAGAAAGCUGCCAUUUGCUUUGCAUUCCUAGUUGAUCUCCCAUGCGGAACUUCCGUCCCCUGCAAAGACACCUGGGCGCAGUGCCGAUUUUGGACUCGAGCAUGGACUCUACAGGAGCUGAUUCUCCCAGCAAAGAUACAGUUCUACGAUUCGAAAUGGCACUUAAGAGGUGAAAGGUCGUCCCAGCAUCUUCCUUCCCUCAUCUCCGGCAUCACUGGUAUAGACGAAGAGAUCCUAAGCCGCCAGCGCACAUUGCAGCAGACUUCAGUAGCGCGAAAGAUGUCAUGGGCCGCAUUGAGAAAGUCAUCUAGUCCUGAAGAUGUUGCAUACUCUCUUUUGGGACUCUUUGAUGUCUACAUACCAAUUGUCUUUGGUGAGGGAUCAAGGAGAGCGUUCCGGCGUUUACAAGAAGAGAUUCUCAAGCAUAGCAACGACGCCUCUCUCUUCGCCUGGACGAGCAGUGAGGAGGAAGAGUACAGAGGCAUCUUUGCAAACUCUCCUCGGGAAUUCUUGGCAUUUGCUCAACAAGACGUCACUCAUCUUCCAUUCGACUUCAAAGGCUUUGUUGUAUUGGCUAGCAAAGGUGUUCUCGUUUCUGGGCAAUUCUUAAACCAACAAGAUGGCUUGCUUCUCGACCUCGGAAGUCAGACUGACAGCAACGAUGAUUCCAAGCGUCUUGGAAUAUUGUUUCGACGAAGUAAUGACGGCACUUUCGCGCGUAUUAUGGCUAGCGAGAUCCAGACGUUGGCUGCAACCGAGAAAACCACUGCCAUGCAGGUGAUGGUGUUUCGAGGGCGCGUUGACGAUGCUGAUACCAACUCUCACGAAAUCUAUUUUGCAGCAUACAAGGGAGGUGGUAUCAGUGCGGCAUCCUGCAACUCCGCCUCAUCUGUCUGUUCCUUCGAGCCACCGUCCACGCCCAACAGAAGAACUGCAGCAGAGCAAGGAACGCCGUCAGACAUCACACCAACCGGCUCAAACCCUGACAUCGCCCAACAGUGGCACCGGGGCGAGCCAGGGUGGAUUAAGGUCCAUGAACCUUCCUGUGAAGAGUCUCAGGCUGCAUCAGACGAAUCAGAUGGGGAGUGUUCUUCAAUGCAGGUAUCACAGCAAACCGACAUUGGCUGGCCCAGACCGAAUUCAGUCAUGUCUAAUGUAACCACGGUUACAUCGCCGUCUAACACUGAAUCAGACUUUACGCCUCAUGACUGCCAGCAAGGCGACAGUGACUUGGAAGAGCAACAGCAUUGUCCUCCGGCCACUCGGGGUAACUGGGAGAUGGAUGUAUUGAACAAUCACGAUAAUAUCAAGGAACGUCUUUCCAAUCUCCUCCUAGACCACUUUGCAGAUUCACAAGUGGCUGCUGGCCGUUUGCGCAAACAACGGAUCAAGAGAUCCAAGGUCACCAAACGGACCAUCUUUGGCACCACCAUCGCCUUCCAUAUUACUGUCCAAUCUGCAAGACGCAGUUUCGAUAUUCAAGUGAAAAAGAUGAGCAUAUCAUUCAACGAUCUUGUGAAUAUCAAGACUGCAUGCCAUAUGAAGGCAUCUCAGAGGACCAGCAUCGAUCAAUUUCCCAAACUCAAGGCACUAAUAAUGACGUGA
This is a messenger RNA of Colletotrichum truncatum, 1893 nucleotides long. Its product is annotated as het and ankyrin domain protein. The record is from RefSeq and is a predicted model, not a curated record. NCBI's taxonomy places the organism in Eukaryota, Fungi, Ascomycota, Sordariomycetes, Glomerellales, Glomerellaceae.